AUGGUCCUCCGUGGCUUGAAAGACAAGAAGAGUGGCCUUCAUCUCUGCUUGGUCCUCCAGAAACACAGUGGCCAAAGAAGAACUUCGAGUUACUAUCAACGUAGCAUCUGUUCUCACAACUCUUAUCAUCCGCGACUGUCACCUUCGCUGUCUUCAUGGGAGUGUCCACUUACCCUUGGAACGUUACGACAAUCUUAUUGGAUUCUCCGAGGUCGCGAUUUGAUACGAUCAUUGAUUCAUCGGUGCAUUAGAAACAGAGGUAAUACUCAGCAACAGCUGAUAAGUGACCUCUGUUCCAUCCGCAUUACUCCACCUGAACGAGCAUUCAUCAACACUGGGGUAGCCUAUGCUGCUCCCAUCAAUGUUCGCACCUCCGAAGGACGAAGUCACCAUUCCCACAAAGCCUGGAUUUGUAUUUUCGUCUGUUGUGCCUCCCGCUCAGUUCACCUCGAGUUGGUUUCUGAUUACACUGCAGAAGCCUUCAUAGCUGCUUAUAUUCGCUUCAUUUCUCGUCGUGGUCUUUGCCGAACUUUGUCUACUGACGAGGGUGCGAAUUUUGUGGAAGCAGAUCGUCAACUACAGGAAAUGUUUUCUGAGGCAUCAGCAGAGUUUGCUUCUAUCGCUACAUACCUUGCUUCGCUAGGUACCCAGUGGAAAUUCAAUCCUCCUGCAGCACCUAACUUCGGAAGUUUAUGGGAAGCUGCAGUUAAAUCGACAAAAUUCCAUCUUUGUCGAGUCAUUGGAGACUCUACAUUGACGUUUGAAGAAAUAAUCACUCUUUUAACACAAAUUGAGGCUUGUCUUAAUUCUCGGCCUCUCAGAGCUCAGUCAGAUGAUCCAACAGACAUUUCUGCCCUCACAUCAGGACAUUUUCUUAUUGGAGGUCUACUGAAUACAGUUUCUGAACCAUCCCUUGCAGACAUUCUUCCAAAUCGAUUGAAUCGCUGGCAGUUGAUCCAGCAAAUGCGUGAUCAUUUUUGGGAGCGCUGGUCAGAUCAGUAUUUGAAAGAACUUCAACCUCGAUCCAAGUAG
This is a messenger RNA of Belonocnema kinseyi, 1032 nucleotides long. RefSeq lists its product as uncharacterized. NCBI's taxonomy places the organism in Eukaryota, Metazoa, Arthropoda, Insecta, Hymenoptera, Cynipidae. Gene Ontology annotation, molecular function: nucleic acid binding. The transcript is spliced from 2 exons. The record is from RefSeq and is a predicted model, not a curated record. The coding region runs from base 1 to 1032 and encodes 343 amino acids. Gene Ontology annotation, biological process: DNA integration.